Messenger RNA from Seminavis robusta, 1377 nucleotides. Lineage: Eukaryota; Bacillariophyta; Bacillariophyceae; Naviculales; Naviculaceae. The record is from the annotation of a GenBank genome assembly.
AUGGCCGAAGCAGAUGAGAAAGCGGCUUCCAAAGCAGGCAGCAACGAUUUGGUGAUUCGCGAUGGUUUUCCAGCCCUUCUCCUCGACAACAAGGACAAGAAACAGCAAUGGUGGAUCGAAGAGACCGACGAGACUAUGAAACUCCCACGAGGACCGUUCUGGGCUCAUGACAGUGCCUUGCAAGUGGAUCCUUCGUGCUUGCCAACCCUGAUCAAGGAUUGUCACAAGGUCUUUACGGCACGAACACGCGAGGACGAUGCUUCCUACAGUGCUGGUACCACCUACUUUUUACCCGCCCAAAUGAAACCAAGAUGUGCUCUGGAGGAAUUGGUCCAAAUGAUCUUUCAACAGCAUGCCAAAUUGCUCCCACCGGAUAUCAAAUACAAGCCCGAUGAAUCUGGAGCCGAGUGGUGGACACUGGUCUUGGGAGGAGCUGAUAAGGAUGAUAAGGACAGCAACAAGAAGGCAAAAGCCAAGACAGACGACAACCAAAAACAGGAUAAUGAUGACGAGGAGGAGGAGGAAGAAGACGAUGAUGUGGGAUGGCACUACGAUGCUGAUUAUGGGUUGGAAGAUCAAGCACCUGGCCUCUUGUUGCAUCCACGCGUUGGUACCGUCACGUACUUGUCCGAUUGCGGGGCACCCACAGUCGUCACCGAUUGCUUGACACCCCAGCAAGGAAAAGUCCAACAUUUGGAUGGCCUUUCCUUCUCCAAAGUAUGGCUAUCCUACCCCAAAAUUGGAAAACACAUGGCGUUUGAUGGACGGUUGCUGCAUGGAGCACCGUCCGAUGUCUUUCCCAGUCUUCAAGCCAUGUCAGCAGCAGCAGGAACAAAAAAAGAGGGUGACGAACCGCCCUCGAAACGACAAAAAGUGGAAACCGACGAUAUGCCACAAGAACGAAUCACUCUGUUAGUCAAUGUCUGGUUGAAUCACUGUCCGUUGGAUGCCGAAUUGUUGGACGAUUCCGUCGUAGAACAAAUGGAAACUCCGUGGAAUCAGGACAGCAACAACCAAUCCAAACCAUUUGCAUGGAAUGACAAGGCGGAUUUGCUCCAGAACGCCAAGCUGAGAUCGGCCAACAUUAGUGCAACAACAACACCCCCCAAAACCAACAAAUCAAAAAAGGAUGAUGAUGAAGAAGAUGAUGAUGAAUUGGAGGAUGAAAUUGUUCUGUGCAAUCACCAAGUCCUGGUCAAGUACGGAGCCCCCAUGGAUGAGUAUCACAAUGUGGCACAAGCACUGAUCAGUGAUGAUAACAACACCAAGGACAGCAGUCAUUGUGCUUCCAGUCUCGAGGUGAAACUGGGUAAGGGGGCCAUCAGCUUGCACGUUGGGGAUCCCGUGGCAUCUGAUGCAGAGGGAGAGGAGGGAUAA